Molecule: messenger RNA, 1098 nt
Organism: Triticum aestivum (bread wheat)
Lineage: Eukaryota; Viridiplantae; Streptophyta; Magnoliopsida; Poales; Poaceae
Exons: 2
Coding region: 204-761 (185 amino acids)
Source: RefSeq, a predicted model, not a curated record
CACACACCACACCGAUGACACCAUCGCUUCCGAAGUCGUUGACGGACGAGCCGAUCAACCCAACCAACAUCCCCCAAGCUGAAGCCGGCCAAACGCACCCACGUCGUCUUCCCUCCCUUCUCCUCCCCACCACAUCGAUCGUUCGGCCGAAACCCACGGCAAGCUCGGCGGAGCAAGGACCUCGAGCGCGGCGAUAGACCGACAUGGUGCUGCUACAAGGGGCUGCCUCGCCGUUGCUCCUCCUCCUGCUGUUCGCCACGGCGGCCGCGGCGGCGCCCAUGGAGCUCUACUUCUCGCAGGCGGAGCUGGCGCGCAUUGCCGGGUACGGCGAGGAGCCGGUCUCGACGGUGCUGGUGUCCGGGCAGGUCGCGUGCCAGCUCUGCCUCCGGCCAGGCUCUGACCUUCUCACCUUCGACCUGCCAGGUAGUAAGGUGGCAGUAACCUGCACAACUGAAGGUUGGAACACCAUGGCUAACUCUGCAUUUGCAACAACAAACGAGUACGGCAUUUUCUCUAUAGAGCUCCCGUCCCGGCUCCACGCUACACCAAGCCUGGAGAAUGCAUGCUCAGUCAAGGUGCUGGAGCUUCCGCCGGACUCCGCGUGCCGUGUCGGCGGCAGUCACGUGUCCUCUCACGGCCUCCGGCUAUCUUCAUCGGACGGCAGCGUCCGGACCUACACAGCAGGGGUCAUACGGCUGCAGCACGACGGCACACCAGCCAAUAAGUGCGUGCAGGAAGAGGACACGAGUGAUAGGAGAUGAACGAUGGUCAGUUCGGAUCUUCGUUUGAGUUCAUGUUUCUCAUGGUUCUUCGAGGGAACGUAAAGAUCAAGUGGAGGCGCUGCACGCUUUCGCCUCCCGUAUAGCAUUGGUGAAGCACAUACAUGUAGAUUAUAGGUGUGUUUGAUAGACAGCCACUCUGGUAUGGCUAUUCUCUCCUGAGACAUGAUGAUAAAAGCAAGUUUGUGUAUAUACAACUGUGAUGAUGUGUUUAAUAGCAUGUUCUCAUAUGUUGAGACAUGCUAAGCUGAGAUCUUGUAUGAUGACGAUUGACGUGUGUAUCUACUGAGAUAUGCUGAGCCGAGGCUUUGUUUGGUAA